Molecule: messenger RNA, 1356 nt
Organism: Cadophora gregata
Lineage: Eukaryota; Fungi; Ascomycota; Leotiomycetes; Helotiales; Ploettnerulaceae
Exons: 4
Coding region: 1-1356 (451 amino acids)
Source: RefSeq, a predicted model, not a curated record
AUGACCAAAGAUGUGGGUGAUUGCGCGGCAAUAAAGAAGUCGGCAUGUCAGCAACAGCAACAGCAGCCCAAGAAGCGCAGGAGGAUCAGAUUGUUCAAGCAAGACCUUGAGCCAAUCGACGGCCGCCUCAUUCGAAACCCUCCUCCCAAAGCUGUUGCUCCCUACACGGCCAGGUCGGAGUUGGAGGACGCUUCUCUGCGCUUCUUGAUACAUCACUAUGUGACUGUGAUUGUCGAACGCACAGUUACAUGUGUUGGUCCACGUUGGGAAUGGUAUCCGUUGGCAGUGAGGGACCCAGCUUUCUUCAAUGCGCUCAUCUCUUCGACCUCUUCCCAUGCGGCAUAUCUUCAGCAAGUCGACCUUCCUAGAAACUUUUUCUACCACCGAGGUGAGGCUAUUCGAUUACUCAACGAGAGGAUACGCCAGGGCGCGCAUGAUGAAGGGACUAUAAAUUGUGUUGCUCUGUUCUCUCAGCAGGAAUCACUCGAGGGGCGCCCAGAAACGGCCUUGACCCAUAUCAACGGUCUGCUCACCAUAGUCUCCGCUCUUGGCGGACCUCAUUCUCCGAGAAUAUCUCCCCAAACAAGGAGGCAUAUCUAUCUGUCCGAUCUAGUAGCAUGUAUUUCGCUAGAUAGCAAGCCUCUGAUCGAACCUGCAUUGGACUUGUCGGGUCUCGAAUCGAUCUUUGGGAGACCGAGUGCCGCAACUGGCUCGUAUACCAAAACAUUUGGGAACAGAUUGUAUAACUUUACCGGCUCUUCCCUGUCCGAUCUUGCCGGAACUGUUCUCUGGGGUCUCCGCAAUGUUUCGGAACGACUUGAAGGCAUACAUGCAGGUACCGAGAUGCUCGAUACACUAAGGCCCACCGAUAUACAGUUCACAGACCGUGUGGAAGCUCUGGAAAGACUGGUCCAUGGUUUGUGGUACGUCGAAGAUCCAGAAAAUCCACAGCAUCCCAUUUUCCGGACAUUUGGUUGGGCCUCUCUGAUAUACAUCUACACCAUCCUAAGAGAAUUACCAAAGGAACUCGGGGUAAACACUAUGUUAGCAAAUCGUAUCAAGUUAGCCCUAGAAGCCUGCCCGGACCUCAAUGUUCUUUUGGCCACUUUUCAAGAUCUGCUUCUGUGGCAGAUGUUCCUUUGUGGUCGUGUUGCAGACUCUCGGGACCGACCUUUCUUUGCCCAGCAAGCGACCAAGAUAUUGAUAGUGCGGAAGACAGAGAACUCCGAUGAGAUUUUGGCUGCUUCAAAGGAAUUCUUGUGGCCUGAAAGGAUAGUCGAGAUCACCGAAGAUGAAAGCGAGGAAAGUGGUGUUUCGUACUCUUCGGACGAAGCCAUGAAGAAUGGACUCGCUUGA